AUCUAGGACAGCAACAACCCAACUACAGAACACAUAUUCCAUCAAAUAAUGUUUUUGGUGAUAAAAAUAGAAUCCCCUGAAUUUUUAAUUUUGCAACUACUGUCCACGCCAAGAAGUUCAAAGACUUUUGGAAAGACAGUAUGAUCAGCAACUCCCGAUUCUCGAUCAUCACUAAUAAUCCAAUACUGAGCAGAGACAGAAGCAGAUAAAAGAGAUACAGAAAACAGCCUUGUAGUGGAAGAGACUAUACAAUGGUGGCCGGAACUUUCGGGUUAAGUUUACAUAGCCUAACAACAAUUUUAGUCUCCAUCUUUGUUGUUAUUGCUGUUUAUAUGAUGAGCGAAAGCGAACGACCCUUCUUUGAAGGUGUCAGUACAAUGUCCAGAACUACUAUGAAGAGUUACAACGAGACGACAAUCAUAGGUUACAGCGAGACAACAAUGAAGCACAACGAGAUGGCCGUGAAGGGUUAUAACGAGACGAUGCGGAAGGGCUCUAGCAGCGAAUUGACCCCGCCGUCGAGUUGUGAUCUUUUUUCAGGUAAAUGGGUUUACGAUAAUUCGACAAAUCCUUUGUAUUCUUGGAAGCAGUGCUCAUUCUUGAUUGAUGAGUUUGCCUGUGAGAAGUUUGGAAGAAAAGAUUUAAGCUAUCAGAAUUGGAGAUGGCAACCCAACCAGUGCGACUUACCAAGAUUCAACGCCAAAGCAUUAUUGGAGAGAUUGAGAGGAAAAAGGAUAGUCUUUGUUGGAGAUUCACUAAACAGAAAUCAAUGGGUUUCCAUGGUUUGUCUGGUGGAAUCUGUUAUCCCAUCAGCAUUCAAGUCUGUGAACAUCACCGGUUCUUUCAGAAUCUUUAAUGCCAUUGAAUAUAAUGCAACCAUUGAAUUUUACUGGGCACCAUUGAUGGUUGAAUCAAAUUCGGAUAAUCCGGUGUACCACCGAGUACCACAUCGAAUAGUCAGAGCUGGAGCUAUUGAAAAACAUGCGAUUCACUGGACUGAUGCUGAUAUACUUGUCUUUGAUUCCUACCUUUGGUGGAAAGUCCCAAAACUGGAAGUCUUGUGGGGAUCCUUCGAAAAACCUGAUGAAGGAAUCUACAAAGAUUUAGGAAUGGUGGGCAAUUUUGAAGUGGCUCUAAAAGCAUGGUCCGACUGGCUUGAAAAUCGUAUCAACCGUACAAGGACACAAUUGUUUUUCAACAGCAUGUCACCAACACAUGAUAGGGCAGCUGAAUGGGGAAUGAGAAAAGUAGGAAACUGUUACAGCGAAACAGAACCGAUACUACAAGAACAUUACUGGGGUAAAGGAACAAAUCCAGACAUUAUGAAGGCCGUGGAGAGUGCAGUCAAUAAAUUAAAAGUUAAAGGUGUUGAUGUGAAAAUAAUGAAUAUUACACAACUAUCAGAAUACAGAAAAGAAGCCCAUCCUUCUAUGUAUAAAAGAAUAUGGGAUACAUUAACUCCAGAACAAAUAGCAAACCCUGCUAGUUAUUCUGACUGUAUGCACUGGUGCCUUCCUGGAGUCCCUGAUACUUGGAAUGAGCUCCUUUAUGCUUACUUACUGCCCUAA
Messenger RNA from Papaver somniferum (opium poppy), 1568 nucleotides. RefSeq names its product protein trichome birefringence-like 34. Gene Ontology annotation, molecular function: O-acetyltransferase activity. The transcript has 5 exons. Gene Ontology annotation, cellular component: Golgi apparatus. The record is from RefSeq and is a predicted model, not a curated record. Bases 252 to 1568 code for a protein of 438 amino acids. Lineage: Eukaryota; Viridiplantae; Streptophyta; Magnoliopsida; Ranunculales; Papaveraceae.